Aricia agestis (brown argus) is the source of this 707-nucleotide messenger RNA. Its product is annotated as elastin-like. The transcript has a single exon. Bases 13 to 636 code for a protein of 207 amino acids. The record is from RefSeq and is a predicted model, not a curated record. Lineage: Eukaryota; Metazoa; Arthropoda; Insecta; Lepidoptera; Lycaenidae.
GCACAGACCACAAUGUUCAAGCUGGUGGUGUUGUCUCUAGCGUUCGCCGUCGCAGCGGCCGAUCCCAGCGUGCUGGGUCUCGGCGGGCUCGGGCUGGCCGGCCUGGGCUGGGGCGGGCUCGCGGCCCCCCUGGUGACGGGCGGAGUGAUCGCGCCCGCUGUCGCCCCCAUCGUGGCCGCCCCCAACUACCGCGGACCCCUCUCCCUGGCGCCCGGCCAGCCCGCCAACAUCCUGGCCGCCGACGGCAGGCCCCUGGACACCCUGAGCGUGAACCUGGACCGCGCCGCCCACCUGACCGCCCGCGCCGUCGACGGCGGCGUCCACCUGCUGAAGAAGAGGUCCAUCGUCGGCGCUCCCCUUAUCGGCGCCCCCAUCGCGCCCAUCGCCCCCAUCGGGGUGCCCGGCCUCCUUGGUGGCCGUCUGAUCGCCUCUGGUCCCGUCGGUAUUGCCGGUAUCCCGGCCGGUGUUCACCUGCUGAAGAAGAGGUCCGUCAUCGGUGCCCCACUCAUCGGCGCCCCCAUCGGUGUACCCGGAGUACUCUCGGGCCGCUUAAUCGCCCCUGGCCCCAUCGGCAUCGCAGCCCCGGGGCUCGUCGCCCCCGCUGGUCUAGGCUGGGGUCACGGAUUAGUAGGAUAAAUCUAAUCAUCUAUCUCAUCGAUUAAUUAAAUAGCUCAAAGACCAGGCAAUAAAAGAGAGAGUUACCAACA